CCUCUAUCCCGGGUAUCCCCUCACCACCGCUCUCUAGUACUCUCUUCUCAAUAGUCUCCCCAAGUUUCAUAACCCAAAUAGUACUCUCUGAAAGCCCAAAAAAUGGCCAUUAGAAAAUCAAACAAACUACCACAAGCAGCAGUCCUCAAGCAAAUCCUCAAGAGAUGCUCCAGCUUGGGAAAGAGACACGGCGGCUACGACCAUGACCAUGAUAGCCUCCCUCUCGACGUGCCAAAGGGUCAUUUUGCAGUCUACGUCGGAGAAAACCGGAGCAGAUACAUCGUCCCGAUCUCGUUCUUGACCCAUCCUCAAUUCCAAUGCCUGCUUCGACGCUCUGAAGAAGAAUUCGGGUUCGAUCAUGAGAUGGGACUCACGAUUCCUUGCGAAGAAGUGGUUUUUCACUCUCUAACAUCGACGAUCAGAUGAGAGAGAGAGUGCGUGCGUGUGCCUGAUGAUUUGUUUUGAGAGAGAUGACUUUAAGAUGAAGCAGUUUUAGUACUGCUUCUCUUUUUUUAAACAUCUUUCUUUCACUUAUUAGUGUUUUUUUCAAGCCCUUUUGGCUUUUAAUGUGUUGAUUAUGACUAUCUAACCCAAAACCAUCAAUAUUUUGUGGGUUAGAUUUGUGUAAAGUUUUAUAUUUUCCUCAUAGAGGUGUGAUGUCACUCGUAAGUGUUACACCCCGUGAGAGACCUUAAUUUUUAAGCAA
This is a messenger RNA of Rhododendron vialii, 706 nucleotides long. RefSeq names its product auxin-responsive protein SAUR50-like. Gene Ontology annotation, biological process: response to auxin. The transcript has a single exon. The record is from RefSeq and is a predicted model, not a curated record. NCBI's taxonomy places the organism in Eukaryota, Viridiplantae, Streptophyta, Magnoliopsida, Ericales, Ericaceae. The coding region runs from base 103 to 426 and encodes 107 amino acids.